Molecule: messenger RNA, 285 nt
Organism: Eruca vesicaria subsp. sativa (arugula)
Lineage: Eukaryota; Viridiplantae; Streptophyta; Magnoliopsida; Brassicales; Brassicaceae
Source: the annotation of a GenBank genome assembly
AUGUUUGAUGGGUCUUCGAUAGAUUAUGAAAUCACACACACGGCCAAGAACAAUGAAGAACAGUUUUUAUCGAUGAGUAACAUGUUUCAUGUGACGCAAUCUGGAACUGUUGGGGAGGGAAGCCAAGAAGGAUUUCAACAUGUUGUGACUGGUCCAAGACCUUUUCAGGCGGGAUUGGCAGCGCAGUUUCACAGCACGAUCCCAGCAGUGUUUCAAAACGUGAUCCCCACGGAGUUUCACAACAUUCCGGCUACCAAUAUGCAUCAAAAUAAUCCCCCUGGGUGA